Messenger RNA from Gopherus evgoodei (Goodes thornscrub tortoise), 9315 nucleotides. RefSeq names its product RNA binding motif protein 38 (gene RBM38). Bases 339 to 815 code for a protein of 158 amino acids. Gene Ontology annotation, molecular function: RNA binding. NCBI's taxonomy places the organism in Eukaryota, Metazoa, Chordata, Testudines, Testudinidae. The transcript has 4 exons. Gene Ontology annotation, cellular component: cytosol. The record is from RefSeq and is a predicted model, not a curated record.
GGAUGGUACAAAGCCCGGCGCGGCGGCGGCAGGCAGGCAGCGGCCGCCUCUGUUCCCGGUACCCUGUGGGAGGUCAUUGCACAAGCGGGGCUGGAGCCAGGGCUUUUCGCAGGCAGCGAUUCCCGGUGCAUGGGAGACAAAGCGACAGCUGCCGCCGCCGGCUGCUGCUGCGUGGGGGGCCCCCCGCCUAGCUCUGCCCCCCGCUGCGUGUGGUGAGGAGGAUGAUCCCGGCCCAGGGUGUCUCACGCCUCUUCUGAGCCCCUGAGGCGUUUGCUCCCGGCCGCCCGUGGCAUUUUGGAUGCUUUUUGCAGCGGCCGCCGCCCCGCGCCCGCAGCGCCAUGCACACCGUGCAGAAGGACACUACCUUCACCAAGAUCUUCGUCGGGGGGCUGCCCUACCACACCACCGACUCCUCCCUGAGGAAGUACUUCGAGGUGUUCGGGGACAUCGAGGAAGCGGUGGUGAUCACCGACCGGCAGACGGGCAAAUCCCGGGGCUAUGGCUUUGUGACUAUGGCAGACAGAGCUGCAGCUGAGAGAGCAUGCAAAGAUCCCAACCCCAUCAUUGAUGGCAGAAAAGCAAAUGUGAACCUGGCAUAUCUGGGAGCCAAACCAAGGAGUAUUCAAACUGGUUUUACCAUAGGUGUGCAGCAGCUACAUCCAGCCUUCAUUCAGAGACCAUAUGGGAUCUGGCAGCUGCUCUGGAAAAUACAAGUGUGCUUCAAGAGAACAAUAGCUACUGUCAUACUGCCUUCAUUUAACUGUUUAAUGAUUGAUGCCAUUCUUUUUCACAUCAUUUCAGAAAGUGAAUAUUGAUAGUGGGUGCACUUCUUUGAUGCUCUAAACAAAAACCCAUGUUUUUAAAGUUCUUGACCACUGCCCUUUUGUAACUUUAUAUGACAAUAUAACUUUUUUUUUGGUUUAACAAAACAAUAUUUUAUUCCUUCCUUGUGCUUUAAUUCAUAGUCUCCUUCUUUCAUUCCUGUCCCCUCACACCUAUAUAGGCCCACAACUGUCUUGGUAUUAUCAUUCCAGCCAGUGUAUGGAUGUAAGAGGCAGUAUUGCCAUAACAGUGCUCACACCCUAUGCUGGGUGUGUAUUGUUGAAACAUGCUAGGUUUCUUAAAUAGUUAAGUCUGUGCCAAAAGGACUGGAGUAACAUCUGUUAUGAAAAGAAGAGUUUUUCUUUUGUCUGAGGUGUGAAGAGCAGAAGUGUUUCAGGUAGACAGUAUUUUUUUGUCUUAAAGCUUUGUUUGCAUGUGAAAUACGACAGCUUUCUCAGCCGGUGAGACCACUAGUAACCUUGGUAUUUCUGUCACAUGCACACUAGAGGCUUUUCUAAAGGGUGCACAAGCACAUAAUUAAUGUUGAUCUUAAAAACUGCCCUCAAUAAGACUCUCCCCAUGUGAAGUGUAAAGAGAAGGAAUAAUGCAGUGAAACAAACUAAGCUCCCACUGACUUCAGUCGGCUUUGGAUCAGGCCCUAACUCAUGCAAACAUACUCUUUUCAUUCCUAUUCCUGUCCCUGACUCUCUGCCCAGCCAUUUCAGCCAUAUAGGCAGUGCAAACGAAGAUUCUUUUUUGCAGAGGUUUUUAUAACUUCCUUUUAGCGUAAUGUAUUAAGAAGUGAGAGACUGAACACGUGUUCAUUGUGAUCUACAGUUAGUGUUCCAUUUAGGCCUCUGUUUCAUCAUUAAAACCAAUGGGGGUACAUUUAGUACAGAUGACAAUGAGCACUACGAAUUAUUUAUCAGUUGCCAAGAGACGGGGAGGAAGAGGGAGGGGAUUAUAGAUCUCAUUUGCAAGCAUCAGUAAACAAGAAUUUCACUGCAUUCUUCUUUGGCAAUGAUUUAAUCACAGGAAACAUGCGUUGGCAAAAAAGUCGUUGUACAGUUUACCUUGGUGCCAUGAAUUGUACCAUGUUUCCAAAGCAGAGCAUCAGGUGUUCAUUUGAACAACAAAGUCUGAUUGUCAGGUCUGUUUUUGCCUCUUUUUCAAAGUAAAAGCCAGUGUAGGGUCUAAUCCUGCAUUCCUUGAUCACUCAAAACUUCAUCUAACACCAGUGGGAUUUUUGGAUCUAUUAUUCUUGUAGAAUUAGGCCCCAGUUUGUUUCACUUUAAGUUUUAUUUAAUCAUCUCUCACCCUCUUUGGUAAUUGGUUGUCUACUGUUCAGUGACUUAUGAAUAUUACAUAAAUAAGCAACUUGCUUCUAAGCUACCUACAUAUUUGGUACAGGGGCAAAACACACUUCCAAUGCUGUGCCACUCGCAGACAUCCCUAUUAAAGUGCUGAUGUUCCAAUAAUGGAAUGCUGGGAUUUAGAGACCACUGCCAUGGUCCUCUGCAUCUCAGAUGCUGCCACAGAACACAGCAGUGAAGUGGUUAGUGAAUAAUUUAUUAAAUGCUACACAAUGAACUAGUUUUUAAAAUUAACUUCAGAAUCAUGCUGAAGAGAAUGCUGAGUAGCGAAGGCCCAAAAUGCAGAAUGAUGGGGGCAGGAGCUUAUUGAACUUAAAAUGAACAGAACUGUUUUCAUGCAGGUUUAAAAACCCCAAAUACCCGUGAAAGGUAACGUUUUUGGUAGCUUUAAAUUUAAACCGUUCUUGGCACUGCUGGGGACCCAAAUGCAGCUGCAGCGUUAGGCUAGGGCAGUGCUUCUCAAAGUGGUGGUCUGCGAACCGGUGGCAGUCCGCGAGCCAUCGACUGCCGGUCCCUGGCGAGUUUCCUCAUAAGAGCAUCGACUAGGAUGAUAUGGCAGCGGUUCCUGGUACAUGGGGUGGGGCAGAGAAUUGCCGGUUCCCCGCUUCAGAUAGCUUGAGAAGCACUGGGCUAGGGCAUACCGAACAGAAAGUGAAACUAAAUCAGCUUCUCUGCUCUUCACUCUGUUGAAGCAGCAAUGCUAACCAAUAAACAAACAGCACAAAGGGGAAAAGCAAACUUAGAUUUUUUUUUUUGAAUUUUCAAAUUCUAAUCUAAGAUUUUAAUAACACAAGCACAGCAAUAUUUUUCCUAAUUUUUGAGAGACACUCUAAAUCUAUGGGCACGAUUUUGCACCCAUCAAUUGUUCCUGCAACUAACAGGCUUAGUUUGUAGAAUUGACAUGAUUGGCUGUCUUGUUUGUGGCAAGUCGGGAAGCUAGAUGUCUUAAGUUCCAUGAAUUUGUGCCUGCAGUUAUCUGGGGCAUGAUUACCUGAAGACAUAAAAUUGCACUCAUGCGACCAGAACAUGUGGUGAGGCAACAGUUGGAGCUGUUUUUGUUGCUACAGUGGCCUUUUAAGAAUUUUUUCCCAAGAACAUCUGAGACUUUAUAAAAAGCAAUGAGGGGCAACUGUGUAGAUUCUUUGACAAGAAACAUUCAGGGCAGCUGUAGUGUGGUGUAUGCAACUGGCUUUAAGUUAUCCUUUGUGCCCCUCUGAUCUAGGUGCUGCUGAGUAUCAGCCUUUCAUUUGGCAUAAACUAGAACAGGGCACAGGGCAUCCCUGGCUACAUCCUCUAUCCCCAGCCAUGCCUCAUGCUCUGGUCAGCAGCAGUGUGUGGCAUAAGCACUGCUACAGCUGCUCUACCCCACCUAAUAGAGGGCUCCUUAGAGGAAAAUCUUCCUUUUGGUGGAGCAAGCCGGCUUUAGGGCUGCUUUCUGCACUGUUGCAAUAUUACAGAGAUGGUUUAAUGCAGCAGGAUGUGGCCCACCGAGUAAAAUACCUGUCCUAAGCGGGUCUGGUGCCAGCUAUUGAGCCUGAUUCUGCAUUGCCCAGCACCCUGUAUAGUCACUUAUCUCAAUGCAAAGUGGAUUGGCUUGCACUCCUGUAAGUGACUACACAAGGCAGAGGCUAAUGGAAAAUGAGGCACACUGCAUCCAGUUGUGUUGGGCCUGCUUGCUCCAGGUCAGCAUGCGGCUGCUGUCACUUUUGCCUUGAAAUAAGUAGAUCUUUUUGGUUUCUUUCACAAUCUGCUGCUACAACCAGGAAGUGAAGAAAGUCCCUUGAAAGUUAUCCUUAAUGCCUGUUCAAUUGGGGUGCAAAUAAAAAGAAAUGAGCUUUCUUUUCUGUGUGGUUUUGCUGUUUCAAAGUCACACACAUUCCUUACUGUGGUCCCUCCCCAUGCUCUGGCUUCCUGUUGUACAACUCAUAAGAAAACACCCUGCUGCAAGACCCCAGGCUGCUCUGUCAGUCACAAGUCGCUCCUGUGGGAUGGCUCUCACAGCACCUGUUGUCUGUCUGUGCCAGUAACAUGAAAGCUUUUGGGGGGAUUUCCAAAGAAAUAGUCAAAUCCAAGUGGCUUCAGCUGUUAAUUCCCAAGCAUGGCUGUUGACGCACAGGCCAAACUACUGCCAGUCAGACAGGCUCCUCUUGAACUGAAUGCCUAUAAAUACACACCUAGACUGUACUUCUUUACCACCUUUGAGACGAGUGUGUAAAAGGAGCAAAGAUUCAGAGUGCACUUGAGCACCAUUCUGUUCUCUUGGGCCCAAUUAAUCAUAGCCCUGCAUUUUGUGUGGUUGCUUUCACUAGUGCAAAGUGAAUGCAUAAAUACUGCCUUCUCAUCUGAUAGCAUCUUAUGUUUCUUUUGCACGGGGGUAAAUGACUGCUCAAAGCACAAGGCAGUGUCUGGCUUGUUGUUUCAUGAGCCACGUUCUUUAUUCCACUACACUCUGAGCUACUCCACUAAGUCACUGGAAGAGUCUAUCUAAUCUAUAAUAUAAAUUCUGCCUCCACUCUUAAAUGUGAGAGUAGGGGCUGACCUCUGGUCUCAUACUGACGUAAUGGCUUCAGUUGGAUUACUCUUGAUUCUCACCAGUGUGAGGUGAGAGCAGUCUCUUUAGCAGUGGAGAACCGAGCCCUCCCGCCUUGUGUAGACAUUUACUUACAUCUGGGCUAAGUGGGUACAAAAUGCAACCAUUCUGAUCAGGUAUCUAAUACACCUGGGCCAAAUGUAGUAUUUACACAGGGUGUCUUCAAUAUUGUGAGACUUCCAAGUUUGAGAGGGUUUUUCUUUGUCUUCACUGUCAUGUGAUUCUUGUUUUGUCCAGACAUUCUCUUCAGCUCUGUCUGAGUAUUUUUUAAGCCUGCUUGUCCAGAACUAUUUCUGGUCCUGAUAGAGCGUCUCUUUGAGGAGUUUUCUUGGGUGUGGAGGAAGCAAGAUGUGCCAGGCUGAACAUGACCAUAGCUUUAUCCUCUGCAACUGGGUUUUGAGCUCACGUUGUGGGUUGAGCUGAGAGAAGAGGAUUAGAUCUUUUUUAGGGGAUGUGCUCACCACGUAUGGUUAUGGUUUGUCACCUCUUUCAUACUUCUGCACUAGCUGUACAUCCUGGGAGUAGGUGUGGGUGGCGUCUCUUGUCUCUCUUUCCACCUGUUGCAUUCUGUGGGAUCUGUUUUCCUGGACCUUAGUGAGGGGUUUUUUGUUCUACUACAAUCAUUUUCUAGAGGGUGGUUGUAUUUUUGUUUUUGCAUCAUAACAUAAUGAAGCAGUUGCAUCAUGAGCCAUGUGGGUUUAAUGUUCUCCCCCCCACCCCUUGCCCCCAAACUGCCUAGCCUUUCAAAAUUAGGUUAAGUGGGAAAUCAUUGAUAUCUUUUGUUGAACCCAGCUCUGACACUUUUCUUUGUCUCCAGUGGUUUCGGUAGCCUUUUGUGCCAAUUAUGUGGCCAAUAGUAAUAGCGUCAGGUCCUGUUGUGUGCAUGUUUUCCACUCCUUUCCCCAUCCCAGUCAGUGAUGCUGGCAUGUAGCCCUUUUCUGGUUUUCUCCCAGAGUUACAGCAUAAUCCCAACAAGGAAGCAGUAAACAGUUACUGACAUGCUCAGCUUGCUCAGACUGCUGUGUAAAUCUUCUUGCUGAACCUAAGGAGGAAGAGUGUAAGACAGAAAGGAGGAGGCCACAGGGAGUGUUCCUAAGAUGUGCCUUGAUUUUGUUAAAGGCAAAUGAGUUACAAUAAAACACCUGCUAAUCUUUAAGGCCACAUAGAGGGCACUUAAGGCAAAUCAUAUACAUAUAAGGAGAGAAUUAUUUUUGAAGCAUUUGUAGAAUAUCUGUCUCUAUUUGGAUCUCACUUGGAAAGGGCAAAAAUAACCACAGAAGACGCUGAAGUAAGAGCGUUCCUAGACUUCCUUUCUCAGUGCAACUUUAACAAGCUGUAUGUAGGAGACUGGAGGGUUCAGAAGUUUGGUGUAAGGUCACUGGUUCCAAUCCAACCCACAAAAGUAGAGACUAAUUGGUUGUUACCAUCUGAAGAUUGUCCUAGCGGCCUAUGUGGAAUGAGGUUACUGGUCAAAGUCAAAUUCCUGGUGGACUGAUGCCUACAAAAUUUCCACUGAAGUUGGGAAUCCUUGGCAGUCACAACAGAGAAACCAGAGACUCAAGUCUGAUAUCUGAACUGUGCUUCACCCCAAAGAUCGAUUUGUGUUUUUUUUUUUCCCCCUUCAGCUCAGUAUUGAAGAGGGGGGACAAUUUUUUUUGUCCCGCUGAAGUGGGACUCUUGAUAUGUGAGUUCAAUUCCUAGCUCCACCAGUCUUCCUGUGUGGCCUUGAGUGAGGCACAUAGGCCCCCAUCCUGCAAAUGUUUGCGCACAUUCUUUGCUUUAACCCUGGGAAUAGUCCAAUUUACAUGAGUGCUUGAUGGUCCAGGGCCUAUAUUUUGGUCUUCCAUUUGUACAAUAGGAAUUAUACAGUCUUUAAAAGCUGUAAACUCUUAAAGCAGGGACUGUCCUUUGGUAGGUAUACACACAGCAGCUAGUGCAGGGGGGUGAUCUCGGUGGAGGUGUCUAGGUGCUGCCGUAAUACUAUUGCUACUAAAAGCAGGAGGCCCAUUAGCAGCCCAGAACCAGGGGAUGGCACUGGGGUAUGGGAUGGCCAAGGAAGCCUUCAGUACUACUUAGAACAAUGACUUCAGUCUGCAGGGUGCUCAGACUAGCACCUUUCAAUGCACUGAACCCAAAGGGAUUUAUCCUUUAAACAUGUCCCUUAGCUGCUGAGCAGUCAGCCAGAAUGAAAAUAGAGAGGCCCGGUUCCAGUGGCCAGAUGGCUUACGCCUGCACUUGUUGGCAAACGCCAAGGGCUCUGUUUUUUUUCUUUCCUCAAGAAAUAAGGAGGCUGUUUGGCCAGUAGCACUCAUGUGCUGAUCUUGCAGCUGCCAGGCUCCCUGUAUGUUGUGUUCUCAAGCAAUAGGCGACUUGGCAUUUCUGUGCUAAACCUCCGAAGCAGGGUCAUGCCUCUGACGUGAUCUUAACAUGUGCUGCUGAUUCUUUAACUGCUUCAGCAGCACUGUUGUCUACCCCAUAGGAUGGGGGCUUGUCUUAUAGGGAUGUUGUCAAGGUCGAGCGGGAGGCCCACUGUAUCUUCUACCUUUUUAUUUCUGGUCUGUGUACAAAGGGCUGUGUAGGAAGGCUGUUGCUAGAGAAGGGGGAGGAUGGUGAAAAAUAGCAGAUGAGUUUCCCUCUACCAAGCAAAGCCCAACUUCAUGGCUUCUUUGGGAGCUAGCACUGAGCAGGAUGUGGGAGUGAAAGAACCACCCACCUUCCUCACUGCUUCCCCCGAUCCUGUCUCCUCUACUCUUAAAUCUGUGCAGCACACCUGACUUAUGAAUGGCCCUGUGGCAAUCCUGCUGCAUGGCUGGUGGCAGUGGGACUGCAAGGGUUUAGAAUAGUCCUGCCCGCUUGCUAUUGUGGAGCACUGCUGGGCAGCACGCAGUAUAGUCGGCACUCUUCCCUAGCAGCAUGAGGCUAGUCACCCAGCUGUCUUGCCUCCUUCCUGGAUGACCCUCAGAAUACUGCCAUCAGGUAGUGGCCUAAAACAAACCCAGCCUACAGUAUUCUGAGCACCAUAUCCUACAGUAGUGAUGCUAACAGGGGGUGUGGGUGUGGCUAUAAACGCUCCCAGGAAGAAUCCAACAAACUGGAGUUCUUAAAAGUAAGCCUUGUAAAGGCAAAAUGACCCAGUCAGCACAUUAUGUAGGGUUGUGUAGUGUUUUUUUUUGUUUUUUUUUUUAAAGCCUCUUUUGAAUGUAUUGGAAGCUACAUUUGAUUGAACAGAGUAAAGAUGUAUCUUACAUUUAAGCCCUCCCUAAAAUGUUCAAAUAUGUAAAGUGUUUCCAGCAUGAACUGAAUUGCAAACAAGCUAUAUUCAUCCUAUUAUUAUUAUAUUUUGCAGAAUAAAAUCAAAAGCUAAGUCUGUGUCCUCCUCUGACUCUAUAACUGUGUCUCUUGUCUUUUAAUUUUGGCUAUUGGGGCAGGUGUGGCAUUGUGCCAGAUAGUUAGGAACAUUGGGUUAGCGCCUUGAUCCUGAUCACCAGCCAUCUCAUGCUGCCUUUGGCCAAAGGCACAAAGCAAAGCCCUUGAUGAGUCUCUCCAGCAGGCACCAGUGAUUCUAAUUUUAGGUUUGACCAUGUUGUUCAUUGUAUUCUUCAACUGUUUUGUGGCCUCUACCAGCAUUUAAUCAUAAUACCCUAAAGCAUCUCAUAUUGUUGCUAGUCACAAGAUGACUCUGUGAUGACAAUUGCCGAUCACUUCACGAUUUAUAAUCGCACGGUGUAUUCUGGAUGAAGUUCAUUUCUGGCUUUCAGAACUUUUGGGGAGGCCUUAAAGUCUGACUUGAUCUAUAUUUUUCAAAAUUACAUUGACAUACCUGGAUGACAUUAUUCCACAGCAGGAGAAUAAGAAUCUUAAAAUACCACUUUAAAAUGUAAUCAAAUUAUCCAAGAAGGCUUUUGAUGAACUACACAGCUUGUUCCAUUUUUACCAUGAUCAUGGACAGUUGCUACUUGCAGAAAAGAUGGACAUCAAAUGCAAAUUGUGUGUUCAGCAAAGCUUUAAAAGGCUUAUAAACAGCCUUCCUUAAAAAUCUGAAAAUACAGCUUGAGACCACUUGUGACAAGUAGGCCCAGCCAGCAGAUAACUUCAUCAUGUUGCACUUGAUUUUGUUGUAGUUGCUAGUAAUUAAAGCUGACCUUAUCUUGGUUUGUAAGUGGAGUUUUUUUAAUCCAAUAAAUGAGUUGCUAUCUGCUUAUCCAGUUCAAGUCCACUUGACAUAAACUCUGACUGAAAUGUCUAGCUACAAUUUAAAAUUGCCAGUGGUCCCUUUAAAUAGAAAUGGAUCCUGGAGUUACUGUGUGUGAUUUUUUGAACAUAAUAAAAGAAGGUGUUUAGCAUGCAUUAGUACAUGUGCUGGGCUGGGUCUUGGCUUUGGAAAGGAAGUGCAGAAGUACAUGCUACUCAGGUCUUAAUACUGUUUGUUAUACAGUGUCUUGUUUGAGAGAAGCAAAUACAAAAGGGAAGAAAAUAGUCCAAAAGUUAGUGUCAUAGAUCUGUUUAUUGACCAGUUUAUCUUGUCAACUA